AUCGCCAUUUCACCCGGGCCGGCCCCAGCUAAGCCCACCUACCGCCUCUUUCUUGCUGCCACCAGUUGCUUCCUCCAGAACCUUGACCGACCCCAAGAGCUUUUUGCUUGGGCGGCGCCGCGCCGCAACACGCCGCGCCGGCCAAGAUUUAGUUGGAGCGCAAGCAAGGAUGCUGGAUGCAUGAUGCGCCCGUGCGCUCCGACCUCUAGAUCGCCCCCACACUCCUGCUGCAGCUGCUACUGGUAGAGCACUCCACGGGUGAGGGGAUCCGCCAAGCAGACAGUCCAAAUAAAGAACGAGCUGGUUCAAGCAGCUACGUUGGGACGAGCACUAGCGAGAUCAAGAAGCUGGCGGCGAGCAAGUGGUGGGAGCGCGGCGGUGAGGGCGUCAUGGCCGGAAUGGAUCCUGGCGGCGGCGGCGGGACUGCGUCGCACUACCUGGAACUCCUCCGCGCGCAGCAGCUGCAGCACCAGCAGCCGUCGGCGCCGCUAUCCCCUUCCUCCCACGUCAAGAUGGAGCGCUCCGCGCCGUCGCCGGAGAACGUCGAUCCCGGCGGGGAUCAGCCCGCCUUGGAGGGCAGCGGGGGGUCCGGUGGGCCGAUGAGGAAGCCGCGCGGGCGGCCGCCGGGGUCCAAGAACAAGCCCAAGCCGCCCAUCAUCAUAACGCGGGACAGCCCCAACGCGCUCCACUCCCACGUCCUCGAGGUCGCCGCCGGCGCCGACAUCGUCGAGUGCGUCUCGGAGUACGCGCGCCGCCGCUGCCGCGGCGUAUGCGUGCUCAGCGGCGGCGGCGCCGUCUCCAACCUCGCGCUACGCCAGCCCGGCGCCGAGCCCCCGGGCAGCCUCGUCGCCACCCUGCGCGGGCAGUUCGAGAUCCUGUCGCUCACGGGCACGGUGCUGCCGCCGCCCGCGCCCCCGGGAGCCAGCAGCCUUAGCGUGUACGUCGCCGGCGGGCAGGGGCAGGUGAUGGGCGGGAGCGUGGUCGGCCAGCUCAUCGCCGCCGGACCCGUAGUCCUCAUGGCCGCGUCGUUCGCGAACGCCGUCUACGAGCGGCUGCCGCUGGAGGCUGAGGAGGAAGAGGCGGCCACGGCAGCCGCAGCCGCUGCUGCUGCCACAGAGACCCAAGGCGCAGCGGAGCCGGCGGAAGGACAGCCACAGCAACAGGAGGCGUCGCAGUCUUCUGGUGUGACGGGUGGCGAUGGCGGUGGCGGUGGCAUUGGCCAUGGCAUGUCGCUGUAUGAUCUUGGAGGGAACGCGGCUGGCUACCAGUUGCCCGGAGAGAACUUCGGCACCUGGAGCGGUGGUAUGAGGCCGCCAUUUUGAUACCAAUCUCUUUCUCUUGGCAAUUGCAUUUGCAUCACGGCAAGUUUGAGAAGAUCCCGAUCCAUGACAGAGAAGCUCCUUAAUCCUGCAUUUCGGUUGAAGGCUACACUUUGACGAGGGCACGGAGGCCAUGUGAGAUGAUUUGCUGAGAAUGCAUGCUGCCAUGGUGGUCGACUGGAAAUAAUCCAGAUCCAUGUAUACUUAUACCAUCUAUGACUAUGGAAAAGUGAGUACUACCGACGAUGCAUGUCUAUUUUUUGGGUGAUCUAUUAGUCCAACAAAAUCCAAGGAAGGUCAGUAGGUCCAGUGUUAACUGUUUAGAGACCAUCCCUGUCGACUUGUCCUUUUGCUUUAGAACGAUCUUUGUCAAGUUGUCAUGACAUUUGCCUUUUUAAUAGUACUUGCGUUCUUUCUAUUA
Messenger RNA from Sorghum bicolor (sorghum), 1740 nucleotides. RefSeq names its product AT-hook motif nuclear-localized protein 25. Lineage: Eukaryota; Viridiplantae; Streptophyta; Magnoliopsida; Poales; Poaceae. Gene Ontology annotation, cellular component: nucleus. Bases 390 to 1322 code for a protein of 310 amino acids. The record is from RefSeq and is a predicted model, not a curated record. Gene Ontology annotation, molecular function: DNA-binding transcription factor activity; minor groove of adenine-thymine-rich DNA binding. The transcript is spliced from 2 exons. Gene Ontology annotation, biological process: vegetative to reproductive phase transition of meristem.